Molecule: messenger RNA, 1862 nt
Organism: Belonocnema kinseyi
Lineage: Eukaryota; Metazoa; Arthropoda; Insecta; Hymenoptera; Cynipidae
Gene: Sgsh
Product: N-sulphoglucosamine sulphohydrolase
Exons: 10
Coding region: 315-1751 (478 amino acids)
Biological process (GO): glycosaminoglycan catabolic process; heparan sulfate proteoglycan catabolic process
Molecular function (GO): N-sulfoglucosamine sulfohydrolase activity
Source: RefSeq, a predicted model, not a curated record
ACGUCAAGAAACAAUUACAAUAUAAAGAACACAAAUCGCAUUUUUAUUCUAAUUUAAAAUUCCCGCCAAGAUCAGCCAGCUUUACCGACAGUGCCAAACACCUGACAGUCGCUUAGGUCUCCAUUCGGAUAUUUUUCGUAACCACUUUACUCUCAUUUUUUAGCUUUUACCCGAUUUUUUUCAAAACAUCAGACAGCCAGCGCAUAUCCCACAACUAUGGUACCCCUUUUUGUGACGGGGGAAUAUUCUCAGUGCAUUUUUAAAAGAUAAAAACCGAAUUAUCAUCAACUACUGCUGACGAUGGAGGCUUUGAAAUGCGAUCCUACUUAAAUACCAUCUGCCAGACUCCGAAUUUGGAUAAAUUAGCAAAAGAGAGUUUGGUAUUCAACAAUGCUUACACUUCUGUGAGCAGUUGUUCGCCCAGUCGUGCUUCCUUAUUGACUGGAUUACCAAGUCACCAAAAUGGAAUGUAUGGAUUGCACCAAGGUGUUCACCACUUCAACUCCUUUGAAGAUGUACCGAGUUUGUCUAAGAUAUUAAAGCAAAACAAUAUAAGAACAGGAAUUAUUGGGAAGAAGCAUGUUGGACCCAGUGAAGUUUAUCCCUUCGACUUUGCUCAUACAGAAGAGAAUGAAUCUGUUCUUCAAGUUGGGCGUAACAUUACCAAAAUCAAACUGCUAGUUAGAGAAUUCUUGUCCCCAAAAAAAUCUGCAUCAUUUUUUCUAUAUGUAGCUUUUCACGAUCCACAUCGAUGUGGGCACAGUAAUCCCAAUUAUGGAAACUUUUGUGAAAAAUUCGGAAAUGGGGACAUUGGUAUGGGGACGAUUCCAGAUUGGUCUCCAAUUUACUAUCAAUGGGACCAAGUGAAGGUUCCCUACUUUGUUCAAGAUACAGAAGCAGCGAGAAAAGAUAUAGCUGCUCAGUACACAACCAUAUCUCGCCUUGACCAAGGAGUGGGACUCGUUCUUAAAGAAUUGGAAGACGCUGGAUUCAAAGACAACACAUUGGUUAUCUACUCAUCUGAUAAUGGCAUUCCCUUUCCCAAUGGGCGAACUAAUCUCUACGACUCUGGUAUGGCAGAGCCAAUGAUGAUUUCAUCUCCUUAUCACAAAAAAAGAAGAAAUGAAGCAACACACAGUAUGACUUCAUUAUUAGAUAUCGUUCCCACUUUUUUAGAUUGGUUCAAAGUUUCAUACCCAAAUCAUUCAAGUAAUUCAAAUCACGUAAAUAAAUUCAGUUUGACCGGAAGAUCAUUACUCCCUCUUCUUAUAGAAGAACCUCAAGAAGAAAACACUACGGCCGUCUUUGCAAGUCAGACACACCAUGAAGUUACCAUGUAUUAUCCAAUGAGAGCCAUCAGAACCAAGCGGUAUAAGCUUAUUCACAAUUUGAAUUAUAAGAUGCCAUUUCCUAUUGAUCAAGAUUUUUAUCUGUCGCCAACAUUUCAGGAUCUAUUAAAUAGGACGCAUACAAAUCAGCCACUUCGAUGGUAUAAGUCAUUAAAGACAUACUACUACAGAGACGAAUGGGAAUUAUAUGAUCUCAGGCAUGAUCCAGAAGAAACUAAGAAUAUCGCUAAAAAAUUGUCAGUCAAGAGGAUUUUUGCUGAUUUACAAGAGAGAUUGUUGAACUGGCAAGAAGCGACAAAAGAUCCAUGGAUGUGUGCACCCGGAGGAGUACUUGAAGCAGCUGGGGACUUUAAAGAUAAUCCACAAUGCAUGCCUUUGUAUAACCUAGACCUAGAAUAUUGAAUUUUUUAAUGUUGCUCUUUCAAUCUGCCUCUUAAUGGUAAAAUUUAAGUUAUUUGUGACAUUUUUAUUCACGCAACACUUUCUGAGAAUACAUAUUUUUCUUAUCUUUGA